Lates calcarifer (barramundi perch) is the source of this 6198-nucleotide messenger RNA. It is a transcript of the gene tut7, whose product is annotated as terminal uridylyl transferase 7. The coding region runs from base 334 to 4332 and encodes 1332 amino acids. Gene Ontology annotation, molecular function: zinc ion binding; RNA uridylyltransferase activity; nucleic acid binding. The record is from RefSeq and is a predicted model, not a curated record. Lineage: Eukaryota; Metazoa; Chordata; Actinopteri; Centropomidae. The transcript has 29 exons.
ACUGAGAUUAUGUCACUGUUUAUUCAGGAUAGCUCCAAUUUUAAUUUCAAAAGUUCUCUUAGCUAACUUUGUUCAUCGCCGCCCUCAAGCUAUAUUUCAUAAUAACAGGGUGUAAUAAUAUUUGUACCAUUAGAAUAAUUUUGUCUAAUGUUAAAAGGGACCUGUUCAGAUUUUACGGUGGGCGGAACUUUAACGCUGACGGCUACAAAACAGACAGUCCGGACUUCACCUUUCAAACUCCAGUGCAAGACAAACGAUCAUGCCUAGUCAGAACUAAACAAGGCUUGCAGUAUGACCUCUCUACGCGUACAAAAGUUUUAGCAGAAGUGAACCAUGGACAACUCGGGCAGGCCUUACCGGGCAAGGCAAGGCGGUUGGGAGAGGGGAGCAGCAUCGGACAAAGCAGAAAGCUGGAGGAUCCAGGACCAGGGCAGAGGACAGAACUUCAGGCCAGAGGGUGGUCAACAGGGCAAGAAGAAUCAGGGUGGGCCCUACUGGGCCAGUCCCAAGAAGGGAGCACUGGGACCCCUGAGCUACUCCCCUGGUGGAUUCAGAGGUGGUCACAGCCCUUCGCAGAAGGAUGAUGUUCGUUGGUUCUCAGGUCCAGAGAACACUGGUGGGAGUCGAGAUGAUAAGUGGAGAGAGCGUUCUCAACAACAACAGCAGCAGCAGCAGCAGCAGCAGCAGCACUGGAGGAAGAGUAACCAGGGAGAGGGUCCAAAGGAGGACAGGGAGCAGGGGAGGAGAGAGGCCCCCGAUGGCGGUGCUCACAAAUCAGGGAGAAGACGGAGAAAUAGAAACAAGAAGAGAGCUUUUGCUGAGGAGAACAGGGGCCUUGUGAAUGAAGACCUCACACUAUCAGCCAAAGAGCUGCGCAGCCUAAGGCAAGCGGAGAGGCGACUUAACAAAGAUGAGAUCUACUGCCUGAAGAAGAAGUCCCACAGUAACCCCAGUGCACUUUACACCUGUGUUCUCUGUGAUGUUCUCUUGGAAUCUGUGUCUGAUGCUCAAAGGCACUUCAGAGACAAAAGGCACAAGAAAAGGGCAAGGGAGAGGCAAGAGCAGGUGAUGCUGACUGAGAUUCUGCCCCCAGGCCCGGAGCAGAUCAGUGCAGUGAGUGCUGCGCUAGAGGCUGUUGUCCGGGAACAUGGGAUGAAUGACCAGGAUGUUGAGAGGAGGCAGUGUGUUGUCUCUGUCAUGCAAGACCUCCUUCUGUCCGUCCUGCCUGAGAUCAAGCUCAGGCUAUAUGGAUCAUCUUGCACUAAGUUUGGAUUUAAGGAUUCUGAUGUCAACAUUGACAUUCAGUAUCCACCUCAUAUGCAUCAGCCAGACGUCUUGUUGUUGGUCAAGGAGAGCCUCUCUGUGAGCCCUCUCUUUGUUGACCUGGAAGCUGAUUUUCAUGCCAGGGUGCCUGUUGUCAUCUGCAAAGAGAAAAGGAGUGGCCUGAUCUGCAAAGUGAGUGCAGGGAAUGAAAAUGCAUUCCAAACCACCUCCUAUCUUUCUGCUUUAGCAAAUCAGGAGCAUCUCCUCCACCCACUGGUUUUGUGCCUCAGACGCUGGGCCCAGAUCUGUGAGAUCGACCGUGCAGAGGAAGGAGGGCUGCCACCGUAUGUCUUCGCCCUCAUGGUCAUCUACUUUUUACAGCAGCGCAAAGAGUCUCUCUUGCCUACCUAUCUAAACCAAGAUAUUAAGGUGUUUACACUCAGUAGGCUGUCAGACUUCAAUCUCACACAUACAGAGGAUGGAUAUUUACACUGGGCUUAUACCCCUUCCUCUAAAGAAUCAUCACAGCCAGCAGAGGGCUCCUGUAUAAAGGGAAAGGUUCCGUUGGUGUUUCAGAGUCCUCACCUGCCUGUGGAAGUUGGGCUUCUCUGGGUUGAAAUGCUUCGCUUCUACUCACUGGAGUUCAACAUGGCUGACAACGUCAUAAGCGUGCGGACCAGUACUGUCCUCUCCAGAGAGAUUAAAGACUGGCCAAAGAAACGCAUUGCAGUGGAGGACCCAUUUGCUGUGAAGAGAAAUGUGGCCCGCACAGUCAACAGCCAGCAAAUGUAUGAAUACAUCCUCCACUGCCUCAAAACCACGUACAAGUACUUUGCGCUGCCACUCAACACGCCAGCUGCAAAUCAUAAAACAGGAGCACAGCGUGGACCCAUUCAAGGGGCAAAUGCUAAGGAUUUGAAUGAAGAGAUCGUACGCCUACUGGAUUUCAGUCAGCUCACUGUUCAGUCCCAACAUGAAAGUCUACCUAAAGCUGUAGAAAAUGGUCCUGAAGACUCUGAUUGCAUUAUUGAGGAGGAGGAGGAAGUCGAAGAAUACAGUGACUCAGAUGAAGAGAGAGAGAAGGAAAAGGUGGACCUGGGCAAAAGCAGUCUCUCGGAGGAUGAGGAGGAGCAGGAGCAGGACGAAGAUGUAGAUAUUGAUGUGGAUGCGCACACCAGACUCCAUUUGGACAGCUUCACCACAGAGGAUGAGGAGAUUUUCCCAGUGGAUGAGAUUUCAGGGGAGGAGCUUUUGUCUGAUGAAGAGGGUCCAGAUUUAGACACACCUGGUUCAGUGGAUGAGGAAGAGGAGGAAGAGUUGGAGUUGGCACCUGUUGGUCUAUCACCUCCACCUUUAGAGGAUACAGUUAAAGACGAGAGCCCUGAAAAUAAAAACCAAAAACAGACCAGACAGUCUUACGAGUUCACCAGGCAAGCUUUCACCAGAGGAAAAUCACACAUGGUCGUGUGCAGCUUAUGCAAGCGUGAUGGACAUCUGAAAAAAGACUGCCCCGAAGAUUUCAAGAAAGUGCAGCUGGAUCCUUUGCCCCCUAUAACACCAGAGUUUGUUGAUGUCCUUAACAAAGUCUGCGAGCAGUGCUACACUGACUUUGCCCCAGAUGAACUGGAAGUGGGCGUAAGAGAGCACAUCCUUCAAGACCUUGAGACCUUUGUCAGACGACAGUUUACUGGAGCUCAGCUGCAACUAUUUGGAUCAUCCAAAAAUGGCUUUGGCUUCAGACAGAGUGACCUAGACAUCUGUAUGGUGUUGGAGGGGCAGGAGACCAUAGAUGAUGUUGACUGCAUCAACAUUAUUGAGAGCCUGGCAAGACUGCUUAAGAAACACCCAGGUCUGAAGAACAUCCUACCCAUCACUACAGCAAAAGUACCCAUCGUGAAGUUCUACCAUGUUCGCACUGGCUUGGAGGGAGACAUCAGCCUCUACAACACACUGGCACUGCACAACACACACCUACUGGCUUCAUAUGCUGCCAUUGACAGGAGAGUGAAGAUCCUCUGUUACGUCAUGAAGGUUUUUGCCAAGAUGUGUGACAUCGGUGAUGCCUCUCGUGGCAGCCUUUCGUCCUAUGCGUACACACUCAUGGUGCUAUUCUUCCUCCAGCAGAGAAAUCCACCGGUUAUCCCUGUGCUUCAAGAGAUCUAUGAUGGAAAGAAGAAGCCUGAAGUGCUAGUUGACGGCUGGAACGUGUACUUCUUUGAUGAUUUAAAAGCAUUACCCAGUCGCUGGCCGCAGUACAGGAAGAACACUGAGACGGUGGGGGAGCUGUGGCUCGGCCUGCUCCGCUUUUACACGGAGGACUUCGACUUCAGAGAGCACGUCGUCUGUAUUCGUCAGCACGGCCGUCUCACUACCUUCAACAAGCAGUGGACGUCCAAAUACAUUGUCAUCGAAGAUCCAUUUGACCUGAAUCAUAAUCUUGGUGCUGGUCUGUCCAGGAAAAUGACAAACUUCAUCAUGAAGGCUUUCAUCAAUGGCAGAACAGUGUUUGGCACACCCAUCAAAGCCUUUCCUCCCAUGUACCCCAGUCAGAUGGAGUAUUUCUUUGACCCUGAAGUUCUCACUGAGGGAGAAGUGGCUCCCAAUGACCGCUGCUGCCGCAUCUGUGGCAAGAUUGGCCACUUCAUGAAAGACUGCCCCAUGCGUAAGAAGUCCAAACACAGAAGGGACUCUGAGAAAAGGCCAGAGCACCUGAGAGACAGAAUGGAUACAGCAGAGGACCCCAGGGAUCAGGUCAGACACAAGAAUGAAAACUGGAGGAAAAGAGAUGCACUGGAAAUGCGCUGCUGCUACCUGUGUGGAUCAAGUGCCCACAUCAAGAAGGAUUGUCAGCUGUACAGAAGCCCUGCAGGUAAUGUGAAGAUGGAAGGCUUUCCCUCCCCCUCUUCUGCCCACUUGAGGAAUUUGAGAGAAAAGGAGAAACAGGGUUCACCUAUACAAGAAGAGAAGAAGAAGAGGAAGCAACAAAAUGUGAUAUUAAGUCCACAAGCAGGUAGUUUAGCCUGCCGAAAUAUGGGUCGCUCUGGUCACAGGAAGAGCCCAGUGGAAUGAGCAGCAGCUGUGGCUACACAAACCACAAGGUUCUACUCUUGUCCAGGCAGACAGAAAGUCCAGAAACCCUCAAAUCUGUAUGGGACUGUUGGGCCAAUUGGAGCCCAUUAAAAGCCAAAGCCAGGACGCCUUGACUUGAAGCCAAAUAGGGCCUUUUUAUGUGUGUUGUUUUUUUUCCCCCCUAAAGUGCUCCUCCUCAGAGGAGCUUUUUAAAGCUUUCAUUUUAACAAGACAAGCCAUUAUGCAUGCACCUCAUGUCUUUGUUUACUCUACACUGCCAGUCAAGUUUUUUUUUAAUACUCAUUACAUUUUGAGCAAUGCAGAUUCAGUGUGAAACCACUUAAAUUAGACAAUAUAAGUAAUUGAAAAGUGUCUGCCAUAUGAUUAAUAGAAAAUUGCUUUGCUCUUUAUCACCACAAUAAGUUAUUUUUUGCAGACAACACACUAUAUAGUUGUCUUGUAAUUGAUGCUAACACUUGACACUUUUUAGGCUCAACUGUCCUCACAGAUAAGACCUAGUGUUUGUAAACACUGCCUCAGCUGUAAGACAAAUGGACAUGGCGAUGGUAUGGUACAUUGGCUUUAACUUAAAAGUGAUUUGAGGUCGCCAUUUCAAAUUAAAUCAGAAAUUCACUCAUCAGUUCAGUUACAUCUUAUGUUUUAAUUGCAAGGUUUUUAGGAUGAAUUGUCCAGUUAUCAUUCUUGAGAACAAAAAAAAAUUCUAAUAUAAGUUCAAAAAGUUUUGAAUGGCAGUGUAACUUACCUGAUGGCUAGGAUCUUUUUUUUUCUUUUAAAUGGGAAUUUCUUUUAAAUCCUGUUUAAUUUAUCCUCUGCACUGACGUCCAUCAGUCUGUCUCUUGUUCAGCCUUGAAAGCAGCUCUUCCUGCAGUGUGUCUCUGUGCGUUUGUGUGUCUCUGUGUUAGAGAAAAAUGCCCUGUAGAUAUUUUUUCAGGAUCAUAGUUUUAUUUUUUGAGACUGCUGAUCCACCCCCAUUUCAUAGAUACACACUGCCCCUGAACUGCCUGUAAGUGUGAGUGGAAGGUAAAGUUCUAGUAGAUCUCUACAUUUUCUGCUAGCACUGGCCAGUAUGUGUCUUUACACAUGCUAGGAAGUGGUGUAACUAUAGAACAAGCAAGAACAUAUAGCUGAGAAAGUUUCCUGCUUACACUCAGUGGUUAUGAUUAUUUAAAAAAAAAAAACCCUAUCAACUGGUCCAGUUGAUGGCAUACACUGCUGCAAACGCUGUGUUCACUUACUCCUUAACUAGAGGUAAUCUCAGUUAGUUCAGUGGAAAGAUAAAUGUAUUUAUUUGCCACAAAGGCUUCAUUUAAUUUUGUAGUAAUGGUGCCACAAAUUGGUAGCUGCACUGUGAGGGUCCACGCCCUUGUAUUAUGUUGCUGCUAGAACUAAGACCUGCUUAUCAUUCGACUUCGAAUAUGGACUGUCUGGCUUUGUUGUUGUCCUAAUAUGGCAAAAUUUUAUUAAAAAAUGAAGUGUUAUUGAUGGUAUUGUAAUGAAAUUUCUCAUUUUAAAGUAGCUUUGUUUUAAUGCCAGCCUUAUUGCAUUUCUUUUGUUGUAUUCAAAUGGGAGGUUUAGUUUGUUAUGAAGGAACCCCAAUCCUGCCAGAAAAGGUUGGCUUGCAAUCCAUUUUGUGUCUCCAAAUUCAUUAAACUGAAAUCAAAUCCCAGUGUUGAAUAUAUCCAUGAAAAAGUUUUGUUUGUUUUGUUUUUUCGAAAUAGUGUACAGGUAUCAAACUGUUUGUGCAUUUAGGGACCACAAAAGUCUGCAGUAUUUCUAGAGCCUCACCAUUGUACAGCAUAUAGUGGGAAAACCCACAGGUGUGAUUAAAAAUUGUUGGCAAUGUAA